AGGACAUCGAAGUUGGAGCCCACGAAGGCCGCCACAAAAACGGUGCCAAGCCAGCCCAUCCAGAGAAGAAGAAGAAGGAAACGCCCCUGGCGCGUGCUGGAGGCGGAAAUUUCGCCUACCCAUCUCCUUUUCGAGCACACUGGUUGUUGUUUGACCAUCAGUUGAGCUAAAUAUAUCGAGCAAUGGAUGGAGUGAAGGAGGGGAUAGAAAGAAAAGCAGCGUCACAAGUAGCAGUAAUGGGCGAAGGAAAAGAAGGCGAUUGGGAGUGUAGUGGAUGCAAGAACAGGAACUAUGCUUUCCGAUCGUUCUGUAACAGAUGCAAACAACCUCGCCUUCUCGUCGACAAUAAAACCCCUCCAGACUCCAAAUGGCUUCCUCGCAUCGGCGACUGGAUCUGCACGGGUUGCACUAACAACAAUUAUGCAUCAAGAGAGAAGUGCAAAAAGUGUGGCCAACCAAAGGAGAUAGCAGCAAUGCCAGCAAUUGCAAUCCAUGGAGCUUCUUUUCCAACUUAUUCACACUAUUUUGCCAGGACCCAAGGUGGAUUGGAUACAAAGAUGAAUCUUGGAUUAAGAAAUGGCCCUUUACAGCAACUACAUCCUCUGAGCUCCAAUUGGUCCCUGGGAGGUGCUGAUAAGUAUGAAAUUCAUGCAUCUCCAGCAUUUCCUUUGGGUGGAAAUAAUUCUGCAAUCUCGUAUAUGAGUUCCCCUAAUCAGAUCCUUUCAGUUCCGAAGGGUUGGCGAAACGGUGAUUGGAUAUGCAACUGUGGCUUCCAUAAUUACUCUUCUCGUGCACAGUGCAAAAAAUGCAAUGCUUCACCACAAGCACUUGGAAUGAAACGCUUAGCAUCCGAAGAACUCGUUCAUCAAUGGGAUAACAAGAGAUUAAACAUUGGACAGACAAAUGAGCAACAACAGUCUUUCCCAGGGUUUGAGCAGAUGGUUGGUUCCAGUAGUGACCCAAAUGUGGGACUAUUAUAUAAUUCUUAUCCCCACGAAAGUUCUGGUAUAGCUCCAAAUUUGGAAAUGCCAAUGCAGUUCCCCCAACAAGCAACUGCACCAACGCUCCUUGGGAAAGGAGCGAAACAGUGGCGCAACGGAGAUUGGAUGUGCACGAAUUGCAAUAAUCAUAAUUAUGCGUCUCGCUUACAAUGUAACAGGUGCAAGACUCCAAGAGAUUCACUUUCACUGCCACUGAGUGCCAUAUAAGCACAUUUAGACAGACUUCGGGAGGUGGUUGUUCUCGUGCUGUAAGUUUCUUUCAUUCCCUCGAGAAACAAUUUUUCAUUUAGCGGCAAUAACCUCAAGUUUUUGGUUGUUUUAAUUGGCUCUCCUAGUCUCCAAUAUAUUGAUUGAUUAUGAGUUCUUCAUUACUUAGGGAAGGAAGUUUGGCUGUGAAUGACAUUACUAUUUUUGUUGAACAGUUGAGAAUUUUAGAGUUGAAUCAUUAUAUAUAGAUAUAUAAAGAUACAUAUUUUCA
This is a messenger RNA of Cucurbita moschata (crookneck pumpkin), 1479 nucleotides long. RefSeq lists its product as uncharacterized. Gene Ontology annotation, molecular function: mRNA binding. The record is from RefSeq and is a predicted model, not a curated record. NCBI's taxonomy places the organism in Eukaryota, Viridiplantae, Streptophyta, Magnoliopsida, Cucurbitales, Cucurbitaceae. The transcript has 7 exons. Gene Ontology annotation, cellular component: cytoplasm. Bases 183 to 1208 code for a protein of 341 amino acids.